Messenger RNA from Ogataea haglerorum, 1005 nucleotides. RefSeq lists its product as uncharacterized. NCBI's taxonomy places the organism in Eukaryota, Fungi, Ascomycota, Pichiomycetes, Pichiales, Pichiaceae. Gene Ontology annotation, biological process: carbohydrate metabolic process. Gene Ontology annotation, molecular function: cellulose binding. Gene Ontology annotation, cellular component: extracellular region. The record is from RefSeq and is a predicted model, not a curated record. The coding region runs from base 1 to 1005 and encodes 334 amino acids. The transcript has 2 exons.
AUGUAUUCGUCCAAUUUCAUUUCAGAGUCCUUAGAGGGCAGAGACAACGGCUCCCAGGGUCACCAGACCAGCAAACAGGGCGACCAGCUUGGAGUUGGAGCCAGAGUAGGAGAUUGGGUUGGAGAGAGCGGCAGCGCCGGCAGAGGAGCUGGAAGAAGAGCCAGAGGAGCCGGACGCAGAGUGAGAGCCAGCGGCGCUGGAGGCAGCAACGUUAGCGGUGCCGACCAAGCUAUCAUGCUUCCAACAGUCUACGCGCAUAACAUCGCUCUUGCUGCAGUGCCAUUUUUCGCCGGUGUCUACGCCGGUAGCGGGUCCCUGGACGACGACGGUCUUGGCUCAGGGGAGUCCAACGAGUCCGCUGCGGCUUCCGUGGCUGUGGAAACGUCAGCUGCGGGAGAAACUGCUGAAACCGUUGCCACUGGCACCGCCACGAACACACUGACGACCGCCACCGAGGGCCAAUGGCAGGCAGAACAAACCACCACCUCCGUCGCCGCCUGGGAAGAAACCAGCACCACCGCCUGGGAUCAGCUGGUCUCUGCCUCUAUCACCGACUCCGUCUCCGACACCGCUUCCACCGCCAGUUCCGGCUGCGGAGGCGCAUACGCCCAGUGCGGUGGCCUGGGCUAUUCUGGGAACACCUGCUGCCUGGCCGGGUACCAAUGUGUGACGGCCAACAGCUACUGGGCGCGGUGUGUGGCCGCAACGACGCUCGCCUCGCGAGCUGCCAGUGGUUCCGCAAGGGCCUCCGUCAGUGCCUCCACCAGCGGCACAACCUACACCACCACAUACACCACGCACUUCUCCUCCACUGUCCAGCAGAGCGGCUCCUCGUACGUCACCGAAGGCAGCUCCGUGGUAACGUCUGUUGUCCAGAGCAGUUCAGUCGCGAUUGUGUCCGAAGGCAACGGCGGCGCUCCUCUAAGAACUUACGAGGGCUCGUGGAAAAGCAAGGCACUGGUUGCUGGGCUUUUGGGGAUGUCUCUGUUGGUGGGAAUAAAUUAG